CCAAGGGAGUGUGAAAAGGGGAAACGUCAACUCCUGCUCAGACCCUGGUUUUGAGAUGUAUGGGAUGCCCCCUGUCCUCUGCCUAAAGCCCCCACCCUGGGACUUAAAUCUGGAGAAGUAACCAGGUAACGCACCGAGCGUGCUUUGAAGGGUGUCAGCUCAUAUGAAAACAGCAGGACCUGAACAGGACUCGCCCUGCCUGUGGUAUGGCUGAACUCUGCACCGAAAACAGCUCCCAAGAGCUUUACCACUCGGGCUAAGGAAACACAAAACUCCCCGUGGCUGUAUGUGAACUAUGAACAAAACUUAUCCUCAGAGAUUUUUUGAUGGAAUCCCUUCUGAUUCAAGAAAACUCUUCUCUGAAGAAAGAGAUUGCUGCAAGGAAUGCACUGCAUGGCUAAGGUGUACUCGAAGGUGUGUCUGUGUGUCUGCUGUCGCACUGUUUGUGCUUGGCAUUAUCGCUGCUAUCAUCGGUUUGGCUGUCACAUUUGGAAUCCCACCACGUACGCCAGUGAACCGUUUCUGUGUGACCUCCAAUAAUCGUACUGGCUUCUUGUGUGAUGACAGAGAGAGUUGCAUUCCAGCCCAUCAGGUCUGCAACCGAAUCGGAGAGUGUGCUAACGGAGAGGACGAACAGGAGACAUUGUGCAGUGAUUUACCCAAUAGCCUUCCAGGAUAUUUGAUAUUCCGCUGCAGCUAUCCUAGCUACUGGAUCUAUGCUGAUAAGAGGUGUAAUGGAUUCAAUGACUGUGGAGACUGCUCUGACGAGAUGGGGACCUUGGCUGGCUGCCCUCCUUGCGGGCCCCAGUGGUGGAGCUGCACGCCGGUGUUCUACGAGUACUGCACCUGUGUUCCCAGGAGCUUCUGCCGAGACGGAGUACAGCACUGCACGAGUUGGUCUGAUGAGUACAUCUGCAUGAGGUGAGAUGCCCAUGCCAAGAAGUAGCCAUGCAUCACUGGGCACGUUCUGCACUGCUGCCUUUUAGUCUCCUCCACCCUCAUUUGAAGUUGUUGUCCAAGAACAACGGGACCCGGUGGUUCUCUGCUCGCCACACCGCAGCGCUGGAAGGGGGAAAGCAUGGUAGCUCAGCAGGCCGACCAAAGGACUGGGGGAUGAGAACUGCUGGAUGCUAAUCCCAUGUGUUACUGAUCCACUCUGUGGUCCUGGACAGGUCACGUGCAUCUGUCUUUCUCUGUUGCCCCAGCUGAGGAUCUUACUGCUCUAAACACCCUGGGUGUGGUGAGGGUUGAUUAGUCUUCACUGACUGUAGAGGGCUUUGAAGAUGCAUCAUGCUAUCUAGGCAUGAAGCUGUGAUUGCAAAAUGUGUUUGCAAGCUUGCAGGGAGAAGUGGGAAAUCACAGUGGGUGUGGGUGCCAGCACUUUCCUUUCUUUCCUAGGACAUAUCUGACAAAUGCCAAUGUAUUGUCAAUUCAAACAGUAAUGAAGACCAGUAAGUGGUCUCUGACUGGCUUUCA
This is a messenger RNA of Alligator sinensis (Chinese alligator), 1476 nucleotides long. RefSeq names its product low density lipoprotein receptor class A domain containing 1 (gene LDLRAD1). The coding region runs from base 296 to 925 and encodes 209 amino acids. Gene Ontology annotation, cellular component: plasma membrane. NCBI's taxonomy places the organism in Eukaryota, Metazoa, Chordata, Crocodylia, Alligatoridae. Gene Ontology annotation, molecular function: protein binding. The transcript is spliced from 7 exons. The record is from RefSeq and is a predicted model, not a curated record.